GAAAAUCAAUUUUUAACAUAUGUUAAAAUAUGGCAUACUUAAAUCAGGGGCGAAAGUCUCCGAUUUUGGGAUCAUCGUUUCUCUGUGUGUUUUUGGUCAAGUGUUUAUUUACGAGAUGUUCAUUCGGAGCUGAGGUGUUUUCAAUAAGCCCUCCGUACGGAAGCUUGUGUGGAGAAACAAAAAUGUUGAUCAGUGGAACAGGAUUCUCCCAAAACAAAUUAUCAGAGGGGAACCAAGUCCAACUGGUUUCCUUGGCUACUUCGUAUGACUGUCCGGUCAGCAAAGAUGGAACCAUGGAGUCCAUGAUAAUGUGUUACACAGUUCCUGGCAUGAAGGAGGGUGUGUACUAUGUCAGAGUGAUAGUGGACGGUGUGCCCAUCCCUGAUGAAAACAUGUGUCAACCUGAGGGUCCCUACAGCGAUAAAUGUAGAUUUGAGGUGCGAAAACAGAACACCCCCCUAAUACAGAGUGUCUCGCCCACAUCCUUUUCCCCUGGACCGGAGUCAGUAAUAGCUUUAGGGGGGAUGAUAUUCACAGACAGAUAUGGGACCAACGUAGCGGCAAGCUCUAAUGGAAAGGAGGAGACAGUGAACCGAGUUUAUGCUGGACCGCUGACGUGUGAACUCAGGAAGACUGACGAUGAACUUUAUGAACUUCAACUAGAUUCUCCAAGUUCUAAUAUGGGUCAAAUAAAGUGUAGAUACCAGGGAACUUAUAUUGGUAACUCCAAUGCAAGUUUUAUAAUUGGUGAUGGGCCAUAUGGAAGAUCUUGCCGCCAACUGGAUACACUGUUGGUCAGUAUCAACAAACAGAUAUAUCAGUUCCAGACCUUCCCGGAGAUAACAGGGGUGACCCCUUCCUCUGGGAGCACUGAUGGGGGGACAGACCUAACUAUUGCCGGAAAUUAUUUUACUGGAAAAAAGAAGAACAUUAAAGUCUAUAUUGCAGGUGAGGAGUGUAAGGUAACAUCAGUGACCAGUACAGAAAUACAGUGUACCUCACCCCCUCAGCCAGCAGAGCUACCCACACACUUUUGUGGUAACAGGGGUCUGCUUUUGGAGGUCUGGACCAGUGGUACCAAACUCUAUACAGAACUUGCAGACAUUGAGACAUUCACCAGUUCUGACAUAGGCUACAGCGAACAAAUAAUCGGCCAAUCUUCCUUCAGUCAUCCAGAAACCAAUUAUGUCUCUCGAACUCGGGGCUCUUUCAUAGCGCCUUACUCGGGGGAAUAUUUGUUUAUGAUUAAAUCAGCAGAUGCCUCUAGCCUGAGACUGAGUACGGACGGUGAUCCAGCAAACAAGGUAGAAAUUGCAAAGUGUGAGAGCACCUGUCCAGAAUAUGGGUCAUCUCCCUCUCAGACCUCGGUCAGAGUAGUACUGGCUGAGAGUCAGAAAUAUUACAUGGAGGUAUUGCACUCGUAUGGAUCUAGUGGUAGUCCACUGGUUCAGGUGGCAGCCCGCUACUUUGAUACAGAAUUGACCAAUCAGAGCACAGGAAUUGUCAAUAUGGAACAUCAGCUAGUGAAGGUGACGUCCACUGUUGUCAGAGAGGUACAGAAGGUAAAGAUUGAGGUAGUGCCAAUAGUUGGAAGUCAACGUAAUGAAUAUCAGAUCAUAGAGGUCACAGAACUAAGUGGUGGAACGUCUGAUGCCACAUACAGACUUGGCCUCUAUGGUGUCUACACAGAGCCCUUCACCUCUACGUCUACAAGCACAGAUUUUAGGCGUGCUUUUGAGAACCUCCCCUGGUACAUUAAUGGUUUGGACACUGUCGGUGUACAGAUAACCCAUUCGACCUCUGCUGAGGUCAAGGUCACCAUAGAAAUCCAAUUCUUCACAGGCAGAGGAGAUAUUCCUACCCUAGAGUUUUUGCAAGCGGAUGGCUCUCAGGGGGAAAAGUUAGAGAUUCAAAUCAGAGAGAUGGUCAAGGGUAUCCCAUCACCAUACACAUUUGCAAUGCAAAUGGAAGGAAUCAUUUCUCCAUUGAUUACCCCCUCAGAUGAUGUAAACGCUUUAAUACGCAAGAUAGAUGAGAUGUUUACCACAAGAUGUCCAAAGUUCCUUGGACAGACAGGAUUUUUCCAUCAAAGCUUUGAGACAAAUGAAGGAAAUAGUGGGGGUGAAUGGAUGAACGACCGCGAGGCUUUCUGUGGACGCGGUCUCGUCAAAAAUCCAACGUAUUUGUACUUGGAUAAUGGUGGAUUCAAUCUCCAAGGAACAGUGAAUACUAUUUGUUUUGGUUACCAUGGAGCCAUACAGGACACUCUGACCUUCAAAUACACUUACAUGGAUGAAACAAUGACCUUGAUUGAAAAUAAUUAUAAAUCCUUCACUAUCAGCAUAGGCGAGGAAUCAGAUGAGUGGAAAUACACUUGCUUUGACAUACUGUCAGCUUUGAGUAGCUUUACAAGUAAUGGGCAGAGCUUCAAAAUACAGUACAUCGAAUUAAGUAGAGCAGGGGAUGUAUUUGUAGAUGAAGUAUACAUCGGCCAGGGGCCAAGCACACUGGAUCAGGAGAAUGUCAAUUUAUUGCGAAUGAAGCCAGUGAUGCCCAAUGGACAUCGGAUACACUACACCCAGGGAGCAGACACCACCGUUCCACCAGUAUACAGUGUGGAUAUCACUUUCUUCCCUCUGGAGUGUGGCCAUGACUUUCCAUUGUUAAGUGUUGUCCCUGAACAGACUAAUGCCCUGAAAGUAGAAGUGGAGCGACUGAGUGCAGCCUCACCCCCCGUCACAGGGACUUUCACCUUGACCUUUGAAGGACAAGAGUCUGUGGCAAUAUCUCGCAGUGUGGCGGGGGAGGAGCUGAAGGAGAUCCUGAUGACGAGUGUACCCAACAUGGGAGAAGUCUACACCUACAGACACGGCGACUGUGCGAACUUUGACCUCAGUAUAGCAUUCUUGUCCAGACCAGGUGACCUUGAAACAAUUCAGUUUUCCAGCCAGCUGUCUGGGAAUGAAGUUUCGAUGACAGUAGAAACUGUGGCUGACGGCAGCUUGACCUUAGAUCCAAUUCAGGGGGACAUGUUGUGUAGCUACAGUAGCUCCCCUCAGGUGACUGUCUUUGUGAAUGACAUACCUGCUCGCUGUAGCGCAUCCUCUCUCUCCACUGGCUGCUCUUUUAACUGGAUACCCACAAGUACCCCAAUCAUCAAUAGCUGCUCUACCACUGGAUCUGACAUUGUCAUAACAGGAAGUGGACUUUCAGCGAAUGUAGAAGACAUCACAGUGAAAAUUAAGAGUGCAGAUUGUACUGUAAUUGCUGCCUCUGAAACAGAAAUAACCUGCACUCCCUCACCACAAACACCACCAGGGAAUCGUAAGAUAUACGUCUAUAUAGCAGGCAAAGGAAAAGCGUCCUUGGCAGAUGGAGCGUCCUGUAGAUACUUUUCAGUUUCGAAAAAGAUCAAAGUUUAGAUUUUAAAAAAGUGACGUGGUGUAGCACCUUAUAAUUGUUUUUCUAUGGAAAAUUUACUUUAACAAGGUUCCAUCAUAUCAUAUCUUAUUAAAUGAGUAAAUUUGGAAAAAGUCAAAUGUAAUAAAAUAAUCGUUUUUAUGAGUGCAAUAAUUGUUUUUUUUUG
Messenger RNA from Magallana angulata, 3586 nucleotides. Its product is annotated as fibrocystin-L-like. The transcript is spliced from 22 exons. The record is from RefSeq and is a predicted model, not a curated record. Lineage: Eukaryota; Metazoa; Mollusca; Bivalvia; Ostreida; Ostreidae. The coding region runs from base 30 to 3422 and encodes 1130 amino acids.